Messenger RNA from Epinephelus moara (kelp grouper), 4692 nucleotides. It is a transcript of the gene irf2bp1, whose product is annotated as interferon regulatory factor 2 binding protein 1. Gene Ontology annotation, biological process: regulation of transcription by RNA polymerase II. Lineage: Eukaryota; Metazoa; Chordata; Actinopteri; Perciformes; Serranidae. The transcript has 3 exons. The record is from RefSeq and is a predicted model, not a curated record. Gene Ontology annotation, molecular function: transcription corepressor activity. The coding region runs from base 306 to 1628 and encodes 440 amino acids. Gene Ontology annotation, cellular component: nucleus.
GUAACGUCCUAGCGUCCGUCGGGGAAACAGUUGACAGCAGACAAGAGCAGGCCGGAGUGGGUAAACAAAACAAACAUAUUAAAAAAGAGCUAAAGCAACCCAUAAGUUUGAUCUACUUUAUAUCCGUAGGAUGUGUAACAUUUUUCUAAAGCGGUUUGAAAUCUGUUAAAGGGGAAAGUCGUUUGCAAAGAGAGGGCGUGCACCUGUCAAAGCUAAAUAGGUUAACCUAGCUAACGUGUACUAGCACGAUAGCAAGCUAGCUGGCUCGUUAAACCCGCUCAGGUUAGCUAGCUAGCUGGCCAGCCAUGUCGUCCCCGUCCUCCUCCAGGCGCCAGUGGUGCUACCUGUGCGACCUGCCAAAGAUGCCGUGGACUGUGGUGUGGGACUUUAGUGAAGUAGUUUGCCGUGGCUGCGUGAACUACGAAGGAGCUAAUCAGAUUGAGUUCCUUAUAGCGAGUGCCCGACAGCUAAAACGGACUCACGGGAUGCAGGACGGUAACGUCAGAUCACCUGGUCCCUCGUCCAAUAAACACGGCACAUCUGGCAGAGGAGAUGCUUCAGCGGACGGAGGCAGGCCGCACACGGACCGCUACGAAAGGGGAGGAAGAGGAGAAAGUACCGUGUCAGCUAUUCGUGUACCGCCCAACGGGCUGCACCGUGACGGCCAGCCGCCUCAAGAAGUGAACCGUCAGAGUCCAAGCGGCAGCCGACGACCCAUGCUCGGCGCUGCCAUCCCUCCUAGUUUAGUAACUCAAAGUAUUGCAGGCAUUCCCCAUGGGCUACUUGCGGGCAUGCCGGCGGGUCUGACCGCCAGGACAGCCCCUAUGAGCAGCCCCAUGAUCUUCCCUGCCCCGGUGCUGGCUGAGAUGAGCCGCAGGCAGCUGGGGAUAGGGAUGGGGAUGGCCCCUUUUAUCACUCCGGAGCUGGAGCGAGAGCUCAGUUCAUCCCAGAAUCAGCCCAAGAUACAGACGCAGGUCCACACUGCUCUGGCUGGCAGCAGCGCCAGCAAGAGUACAGGGCUCCCUUCUUCGUCCUCGACUCUGGCUGGAGGUGUAAGCCAGACAAGCCCAAAGCCUGCCUCAUCUCCAGCCAGGCAGCCACGCCCCCUAACCGCGAGGUCCGGAGGGGAGCCCCUGGGAUCCAGCACCUCAGCAGAGGCUGCCACCACAGCUGCAGCUUUACCCCACAGUGGUGCCUCUGAGCUGGGGUCAGCGUCUGGCAGCAGCACCCAUUCAACCGGAAACACUCUGUCCUGCACCUUGUGUCAUGAGAGGCUGGAAGACACACACUUUGUUCAGUGUCCAUCAGUGCCAGGCCAUAGGUUCUGCUUUCCCUGCACCAGAGUAUACAUCCAGAGCCGGCGAGGUGAUGGGGAGGUGUAUUGCCCCAGCGGAGAGCGCUGUCCGUUAGACAACUCUCCAAACAGUCCCCCAUGGGCCUUCAUGCAGGGAGAAGUCUCCACUAUUCUUGGCACUGCUGGAGCAGGAGCUCCAUCAGCUGCUGCAUCUGGAGCCGGGAACGGGCCCGGCCCUGGAGCUGCAGCUGCUUCCGCAGCAGGGAGCGGAGCUGCCAGUGGAGCCGGAGCUGCCAGUGGAGAUGUCACCGUCAAGAAAGAGAGAGAGACGUGAUGAUGAUUUCCAUGGAAACCAGGACCCAACACAGCAACAGAGUCAUGUCACAUACCAGAAGAACACGUCUGCAAGGGAGCUCUGAAAGAUCCAGAAGAGAAGCAACACAGAGACCCACAGUUCUAAAACCUCCAUUACACAGGUCUUGACCACAGCAACUCACACCACCCAAUUUUAUCAGCGUUAUUGGACCUAAAAUUGCCUUCAUGAUGCACGGUUGGAAUCAGAUAUUCAGGGCCAAUCAGCAGCUGAAUAAUGGCUACUUUUUGUAGAGUUUGUAUUAGUUGUGCCAGUUGAAACAACUGAUCAUGCCCUCAUUAGCACUGCUGGCUAGCUAGAGUUAGCAGCUGGAAAUAAAUGGGCUGAAGCAGCACAUAGACUACACCCGUUUUCAUCAUGAUUGUCUCACUUUCCUACAAAAAAAAAAAUGUUCGGAUGGAGUACAGCGCUGUAGGACUGUCUCCAGAGCUGCUUCUCUCCCAGAGAACGGUCAGUUUAAUGUCUGCCCAGUUGGCACAAGCUAACACAGCAGCUUACAUCCAACACCGAGCUGUUAAGUGAUCCAACAAACUCACACUGAUACUUAUACAUCUUGACUCUUGUUAAGCUUGGUUAUGACAAUUCAGUAACUAUAGCCAUAUGACACAAACAGUUAGCCCUUUUACUAUCUGGUUUACAUUACAUGAAUCUUGAAACCCCUCUGCACAAAGUAACCUAAAGCUAAAGCUAAUAUGUAGCUACAUGUUGCAAAAUAAUUCAUUACUCUAUAACAAAAAAUUCUUGGAAUUCAAAAUCUUCAAAAAUCAUUUGACAUGACUGAGUUUGUCUGAGUCUUACUCCACUCCAACAUGAAAUAAGCAAUCUGUGCAACAAAUUGGCAACCACCUGUGCUUCGAGCUACAGCAGUGUGACUUGAGUGCAAUGGUAGGGGUGAAGAGGAGUGUGACAUUUAGUGGCUAAUGUUAUCAAUAGCACCUUGACAAAAAACAGUGUGAACAGGACUACUGAAAUGUCUCAAUUUCUCUAUAGGGCCACCAUUGUAUUAAUGUAUCAUUGUCAUUGGUUUUAUUUGCUAAAAGUAGCAAGCAUCGCUACAAAUGGUAGCUUGUUAGCAAUCCCAGUGUGUAUUGGUUAUAUUACCCUUCUUAAACUCACAGAAAGUAGCCAUGGUCCAGUGUUUAUUGUAACAGUACAUUAAGUAUUGUGUUUUCACGGGGAAGCACAAAAGUUUGUUUUUUACAAAUCCAACACAAAUGUUUAAAUACUAAAACAGUGACCACGGUUGUUCCAUAUCUUUCUCGUUGAUGAACAAACUGUUGGCCGGCAGCAUGCAGAAGGAGGUCAGAUAUCAGACUGUUGGCAGAAAAAUACAGGCUGUUCUGAGUCGAAACAAGUUGGAACUUAACUGUCUCAGACAAAAUGCCAUUUUCUCUGCCAGUGCUUCGUCUAAAUGAAAUAUUUGUGUUUCUACAAAUACAAUUUACAUGACAUGAAAUUGGCAUUUAUGAUGAAAAAGUGUACCUUAAAUUUGAAAUACAGAAUUGUUAUUUUUUAUUGUUUGAUGACUGAAUCCUUUACCUGGCGCACAAUCAGUUGUUGUUUUUUUAAACAAAAAGAAAAAUCUUAAACAACUAAACAUGAGAAUUGGACAGGAUGCCAGUAGUCAUUUUUCUGCGCAUUUCUUUUUUUUUCGCUUAAAUAAAGCUGACUGACUCAGAGAGAGGAGAGUGUGUAGAAACAAAAAGUUAAUCUUUCAAAGCAUAGACCAGCCAGAGACUCUUGUGUUUAACUGUAUUUAAAUGUUGCUUUCAUACAAGAUCCAGCCCAGCCUACGCUUUACCCUGAAUGUAUAUGAAAGAUAUCUAUUGAUAGGCCUAGGACUAUAUUUUAUACUAGAAUGUUAAAUGUUAUAUACUGUAUAGAUCUAUAAUAGUAUGUGCAAUCCUUAGUCCUAGUAUAUGCAACAGUUUGGAAUAUGUAAUUAAAACGAUUGUGUAUCAUUUCUUAAACCUUUUGUUUUUAAAGUGAGAAUCCACCUAAAAGCAGAAAUGUCCUUCUGUAACCCUGGAAGGUGUAUUAUUGUUCAUGAAUUUGUUUCUCCCAAAAAUAGAGAUAAGACUUUUUAUCGCCUGACACUUUCAUGGAGUAGGAACUGUACUUUUUACAGUCAAAAGAAUAUUUUUAGUUUGCAGAUGGUGAAAUUAAUCUUAACCUCACAGUUUGUUUAUUUUGCUCUCCGCUUAUAUAUCCAGCAUUCCAUUCAUGUCAGUGGAACAAAUGUGGAUGACCAUACAUACUGUACAUCUAGUCCAAACUGUCUUCGUCAGUUACAAAGAAAUGUGCAGGGAUUUAAUGUUCCGAAAAUCCAACAUCCAACAAAUACGUUUUUAGUGGAUUCUCUCUUUAUGUGCAGUAUGUACUUGCCAGUACAGAAGCACAGACAAACCAAAGGUAAUUUUACGCCCAAACUGAUGUUUCUGGAUGUAAAUGUUUCAUGGGGGGAAAGAAAAUAUUGCUAUAUUUUUUGGCCAGGUCUUAGCCGGCUGUCUUCAUCAAGCCGUUACAGUUUACAGGCCCAUGUGGUCUACUGUACGUACGGGAUUUCAUAAAGAGUAAAGGUCUAUAGUACGCAGCAAGUACUAAUGUCGGCCUUCUAUAUCGAGAGAAUAUCCCACAGAUCAGGUCUGUUUUAGAGAAAUGUCUUUGAAGAAGUGGAAUUUAAGUUUAAUAUGCACUGAUACAUCAUGCAAUCCCUUGUUAAGUGCCUUUUUAAAAUGUUUACCGUCUGUUUGUGUGUCUGGGAACCUCAGGGGAAGUCGGAGUGCAAUGGCUUUUUUAUUGUCUAGUCAAUGAUUAACCUGAAUCUGUUUCCCUUCAGUCACCAUCAGACGGCUUUUGCUUUCAUCCGAAGCCUUUGUAAAGUCGGCCAGCCAUUUAUUGUCUCGAUAUGGUCUCUCCUCACAUCUCUCUUUUUUUCAUUUAUGUGUCAUCUUUAGAUCUGUUGGUUUUAUUGCAGCUUUAUGUACAAAAUAGAAACCAGGAAUAAAUGGGAUGGAAACUUGUA